Ectocarpus sp. CCAP 1310/34 is the source of this 831-nucleotide messenger RNA. NCBI's taxonomy places the organism in Eukaryota, Phaeophyceae, Ectocarpales, Ectocarpaceae. The record is from the annotation of a GenBank genome assembly.
AUGUGGGAGGCACUUAUGUCUUUCUGCGGGAAGGAGUGUCUUCCACCGGGGGAAGACAUGCCAGCGGAGGAUGCCGACAGCAUAGUGGUUGCGUGGAUCGAAAAGCGAGCGGCAGAGCACAAGACUUUCGCCCUAUGGGAGCAGUUCCUCUUGCACGACUUCCCUGCCUACCUGACCUUCCGGACUGCCCUGCGCACGGGAGAUUUCAUGCUGCGGCUUGAUGCACUUCGCCGUAUCGCUCCCAUUUUCUACAUCAGCGGUGAGGACCGAUACCAAUUCCUGGUGGUGGAUCACCUUGCGGAGAUGUCAAGGAUGUCGGAGUCAGAUCUCAAGGUGAUGUCCGAGUUAUUUUCCGUCUCGCUCAGCAAGGAUGCGUGUGUCCGGCUUGGUUUGGAUGAGAGGCAGGAGGUUGUCAAUCGUCUGUACAAGACCUUGACGAAUAUGAUACUUCCGAGUUUCAUCCACAAGCUAGCCCCGACUGCUCAGCUUCGCGAGAUAGCUGAAUUCGAGUUUGGGCGGGAAUUCCUCGAAGGGCCACGUACGGAACGGAACAGAUGCCGGGAGCUGGCUUUACUGCGUGCGCCUGCGGUCAAGAAAGCAAUCCAAUGCCUGCGAGACAGCCCGUUAUUUGAGGGCGACUUAGGCAAGGGGAAGGUCGUGUCCUUGGACGGGAGGGUGUUUCCAGAGGCAACGUGGCACGAGAUUCUUGGUGCCCCGGCAACGGCGUUAGAGAAGAUGCAGGACUUUGUGCUGUACUUCGUCACGAAGGACAAGACGACGAAGGGAGCCACCAAAAAGAAGAUCUUCUCCAUCCCGGCUUUAAACACAUAG